Messenger RNA from Zonotrichia leucophrys gambelii, 499 nucleotides. RefSeq names its product histone H3. The record is from RefSeq and is a predicted model, not a curated record. The transcript has a single exon. Gene Ontology annotation, molecular function: protein heterodimerization activity; structural constituent of chromatin; DNA binding. The coding region runs from base 8 to 418 and encodes 136 amino acids. NCBI's taxonomy places the organism in Eukaryota, Metazoa, Chordata, Aves, Passeriformes, Passerellidae. Gene Ontology annotation, cellular component: nucleosome.
GGUGGUGAUGGCGCGCACGAAGCAGACGGCGCGGAAGUCGACGGGCGGCAAGGCGCCCCGCAAGCAGCUGGCCACCAAGGCUGCCCGCAAGAGCGCGCCGGCCACGGGCGGCGUCAAGAAGCCGCACCGCUACCGGCCCGGCACGGUGGCGCUGCGCGAGAUCCGGCGCUACCAGAAGUCCACGGAGCUGCUGAUCCGCAAGCUGCCUUUCCAGCGCCUGGUGCGCGAGAUCGCGCAGGACUUCAAGACCGACCUGCGCUUCCAGAGCUCGGCCGUCAUGGCGCUGCAGGAGGCCAGCGAGGCCUACCUGGUGGGGCUCUUCGAGGACACCAACCUGUGCGCCAUCCACGCCAAGCGCGUCACCAUCAUGCCCAAGGACAUCCAGCUGGCCCGCCGCAUCCGCGGAGAGCGCGCCUGAGCUCCCUGCCGUAACCCACGCAGACCCAAAGGCUCUUUUAAGAGCCACCACAAAAACGCAAUAAAAGAGCUGUUGCGCUCG